UUGGAGAUGGAGGGGUCUCCUGCAAUGGGUUCGGUCUUGGUCAGGUCUCACUGGGUUUUGUGCUGGGAUGAUGGCUUCCUCUUCAUUCCCACCUGGUACGGUUUGGUGGAGCCAGUGGUGGCGUUGGGAUUUGGGAUUUUGCUCGGUGGUGGCGGCCUCUUCCUCAUCUCCCAGCAGUAUGGACCCACCAGUGGUGUUGGGGUUUGGAUUUUGCCCAGCGAUGAUGGUUUCAUCUUCAUCCCCACCCAGAACGGCUUGGUGGACCCGGUGAUGAUGUUGGGAUCUGGGGCUUUGCUCAGUGGCUUCCUCUUCAUCCCCCUCAGUCCCGCAGAGCCGGAGGACCCCACUCUGACAACCCAAGACCCCCCGCAUCCCCUCAACAUCCCCCAAGGUGACCCCACCGCCGGGACACCCACGCACACCGAGACCCACCACCACCCCAGAGCGAUACCAAAGGAUCCCACCACCUUCCCCCCACCCCAAAGACCACCCAGACCAACGGGGGACGCCGGGAACGCCGAGAAACCGUGGGUGAAACCAGCAGCACACAACAAGGAGCGUCCCUACCCAUGCGGGGAAUGUGGGAAGGCCUUCGGCCGCCUGACCCACUUGAAGACCCACCAACGGACCCACACCGGGGUGAAGCCCUACGCCUGCGGAGCGUGCGGCAAAAGCUUCGGCCACCUCUCCACCCUCACCACCCACCAGAGGCUGCACACCGGCGAGCGGCCCUACGCCUGCGGGGCGUGUGGGAAGACCUUCACCAACCCAUCAGACCUCAACAAGCAUCAGAGGUCGCACACGGGCGAGCGGCCCUACCCCUGCGCUCGGUGUGGGAAGAGCUUCAGCCAGCAGUCCAACCUCACCAUGCACCAACGCAGCCACACCGAGGAGCGGCCGUACCCUUGCGGGACUUGUGGGAAGAGCUUCAAGUACCUGGCUGACCUGACGGUGCACGAGCGCUCGCACACGGGAGAGAGGCCCUUCCCCUGUGCUCAGUGCGGGAAGAGCUUCAGCAAUAAGUCCUCGCUCGCCCGGCACACGCGGAUCCACGCGCGGGCGGCCGCCAGGGACAAGUGAUAGGGUCGGGUGGUGAUGGGAUGGGGGGCUGGGGGAGGUGAAGAGAGGAUGAUCCACCUGGAAUCGCCAUUGGGGUUGCGGCAUAGCUAGGGGUGAAGAUGAGCUGAUGGUUGGCGGCUUCCAAGAGCCUCCAAGGAUGGUUGGCGGCCUCCAAGUAGCCCAGGAAGCCUCCAAGUAGCCCAGGAAGCCCCUGAAGUUGCCCAGUACUGGGGAAGGGAUCCAAUUCUGUGUGUUUGAGAACUUGACAGCCCUGGGACACAACUCCUUGGUCCCAGAGGAGAUGGAACAAGGGCGAGGGUGAAGAGGAGCUGAUGGUUGGUGGCUUCCAAGAGCCUCCAAGGAUGGUUGGCGGCUUCCAAAGUAGCCCAGGAGGCCCCUGAAGUUGCCCAGUACUGGGGAAGGGAUCCAAUUCUAUGUGUUUGAGAACUUGACAGCCCCGGGACACAACUCCUUGGUCCCAGAGGAGACGGAACAAGGGUGAGGAUGAAGAUGAGCUGAUGGUUGGCAGCUUCUAAGAGCCUCCAAGGAUGGUUGGCGGCCUCCAAGUAGCCCAGGAGGCCCCUGAAGUUGCCCAGCACUGGGGAAGGGAUCCAAUUCCGUGUGUUUGAGAACUUGACAGCCCCAGGACACAACCUGGUCCCAGAGGAGAUGGAACAAGGGCGAGGGUGAAGAGGAGCUGAUGGUUGGCAGCUUCUAAGAGCCUCCAAGGAUGGUUGGCGGCCUCCAAGUAG
Meleagris gallopavo (turkey) is the source of this 1811-nucleotide messenger RNA. Lineage: Eukaryota; Metazoa; Chordata; Aves; Galliformes; Phasianidae. The record is from RefSeq and is a predicted model, not a curated record.